Messenger RNA from Neoarthrinium moseri, 2100 nucleotides. RefSeq lists its product as uncharacterized. The coding region runs from base 1 to 2100 and encodes 699 amino acids. Gene Ontology annotation, cellular component: membrane. NCBI's taxonomy places the organism in Eukaryota, Fungi, Ascomycota, Sordariomycetes, Amphisphaeriales, Apiosporaceae. The transcript has 2 exons. The record is from RefSeq and is a predicted model, not a curated record.
AUGGCGCACGUCUUGACCGCCGCGUCCGCCGUCGGCUCCGAGGUCUUCGCGGCCAUCGCCCUGCUCGUCAUCUCCUUUAUCGUCCUCCUUAUCCUCCGGUACUACCUGCCCCUGCGCACGACGCCCGCCUACAUCCUCGUCCCCAUCUUCUUUGCGCUGUGGCUGCCGGCCUUCAUAGUCCUUCUCGUCCCCAUCGAUCUCGCCUCCAGCGCUGCCACCGACGAUGAGGCUGCCCGGGGCAUCUGGUUCCCGCCGCGCCUGCUGCUGGUGUCGUGGCGCAUCACGUACUGGCUGACCUUUGUCCUCACGUGGUUCAUCUUGCCCAUCCUUGCCGAGUACUCCGACGCCGGAUAUCGCGAACCGAAAGACCGCCUUCUCUACUCCUUGCGCGAGAAUGCGCAGUACCACGCGAUCGUCCUCGGAUCUGGCAUUCUCGGGCUUAUAUACGUUUUCAUAUCAUAUGGCAUUUCAUUCAACUCGAUGAAAGGCUUGGUCAUGGCCCUGGCGUACUGCUGGGGCCUGGUCCUCGCCAUCUACCUGAUGGGACACGGACUUGUUUCGAUACCGCGAAGUCUGAUUAGGAAGGGAAGCAUCAGCGGCCGGCUACGACAACUCCAGACCAGGGCGCCCAAGGUCUACGAGAAGAUGGAGGAUUCGCUCGCAAACUUGGAGGAGCUCGAAAUCCAGGUUUCGGAGCUCAGUAAGCGCAAAACAGGCAGUGCCAGGAUCUACCAGGACUGGAUCGAAGAGCUGGCCGACAUGUGUAGUGUUCCGGAAAGCAGGCCAAGCAGCGUCCUACCGAGAGUGGGAGACGAGAGUCGCAUCCUGCCAACCGUCAUUACCGAGAAGUACUUGGCCGACCUUACGCGACAGCUUGAUUCGGCACGACAUGCUCGGUCUAGAUACGUCGAUGAGUGGAACCGUCUCCUGGAACAUGCGUCGAGGACACAGGCAAUCUUGGAUUCGGGACCUUCGAAGAAGCUAGAUUUCGGCCGGCCCAGUCCAGGAUCUUCUAUGUUCGGCAGCCUAACUCUGCUCACGCCAUACAGCCGUUACUUGCUACAUUUCCAUGUCAAGCCUGUACUGAGUGUCAUUCUCGGUGGAUUCCUUGCCAUGGCGUCUGCUUGCAUCAUUUGGUCAGAGCUGGUCAAGGCCGCCUUGCCUUCACUGUCAGUGAUCCGUCUUACGGUGGUCCACCACUGGACAGGAGACAAGGGUCAGGUCGGCUUCGCCGGCCAGGUCAUUGCUGCCCUCUGGAUCUUGUACAUGUGCACGGCUGCUCUGGUUUCGAUGACAGAAGUCAAAGUCUGGAGAGGUCGAGCUCUGGUUCGACGCAAUACCGCCUAUGAAUCCGCCUUUUGGUACGCCGGUCAAGUCGCUCGACUCAGCGUUCCACUCUCGUACAAUUUCUUGACGUUCCAAUCUCCGAAGAUUUACACGCAAACUACAUUCUACGACUUUCUUGGAGACAAGAUCGACCUCACACCUCUUGGAAAAUGGUUCGACUAUUUGUUCCCGAUCCUUGUGUUACUACCGGUGUGCGCUACACUUUUUGGACUUUACGGGAAAGUCAAGCGCAUGUUUGGCUUCGACAUGGAGCUGGUGACCGACGAUGAGGACGAGCCUGCAUACAGCUCUGGGUCGUGGCGCGAGGGCAGGGACUUGAUCGAGCGCGAGCUGAAUGGAGCCUCCAUCUCCAGACGAGAGGCCGUGACGGGACGGGCGGUGGGAUCUCGAGCAGCGCCGAUCCUGUCCGUGCCGGCGGCUAGGACCGAUGGUACACGGACGCCGUUUGCCACUUCACCUUCGUACCGGGAUAACCCUGCGCGCCCGGGCCAGUCAUCAAGAGGUGCAGCGGCUGGUCCCGACCCCGAGGACGACAACUUCUUUGCGUCUUUCGGUCAUCGCUUCAAGAAUACAAUAGACAGCAUCGAUACCCCGAAGUGGAUCCAGGAGAUCGGGGACGGCUUCAAGAAGCCCAAGUGGAUGGGCGGAGAUGACGAUGACGGUGGUGCGGACGCCAGCGGAUCGGCCGCUGGUGGUACCGACAACUCCGAUGUCAGGAGGUGGUUCGGAGGAGAAAGUCGGAUAAGGCUGUGA